Messenger RNA from Saccostrea cuccullata (small rock oyster), 348 nucleotides. Its product is annotated as aspartate and glycine-rich protein-like. The coding region runs from base 1 to 348 and encodes 115 amino acids. The transcript has a single exon. NCBI's taxonomy places the organism in Eukaryota, Metazoa, Mollusca, Bivalvia, Ostreida, Ostreidae. The record is from RefSeq and is a predicted model, not a curated record.
AUGAAUGGAAAGGAAUGGAAUGGGAAUGGGAAUGGGAAUGGGAUGGGAAUGGGAAAAAUGGCUGGCAAUGGGAAUGGGAAUGGAAUGGAAUGGGGAUGGAAUGACGGAUGGGAAUGGGAAUGGGAAUGGGAAUGGAUGAUGGGAAUGGGAAUGGGAAUGGGAAUGGGGAUGGAAUGGAAUUUGGGAUGGAUGGAGCAAACUAAAUGGGGAUGGAUGGAUGGAAUGGAAGAAUGGGAAUGGAAUGGAACUCUCACAGAAUGGGAAUGGGAAUGGGAAUGGGAAUGGGAAUGGGAGAACUUGGAAUGGGACCUUGCCAAUGAUGGACCAAAUGGAAUGGAAAUUGACUGA